AUGAGACUCCCAAGUCUAUAUCUUUGGCCCUGCCUCGCGGCAAUCGCGUCGGCGCAAGCUCCUCUUUACGGGCAAUGCGGUGGUGUGAAUUGGACAGGACCGACUACCUGCGUGGCUGGUUCCUAUUGCCAAUACCAGAAUCAAUGGUAUUCCCAGUGUGUCCCAGGAGCAGCAUCGUCCUCAACUCUAGUGACCUCUAGAACUUCUACAACAUCUUCGACGAGCCGUGCUGCCACCUCGACGUCGACAACAUCAAGCCCGCCACCCACCGGUACUGGGUUUCCAAAAGCCAGCGGAACCAAGUUUACAAUUGACGGCGUGACAAAAUACUUUGCCGGAACUAAUUGCUAUUGGUGCAGCUUUUUGACCAACAAUGCUGAUGUUGACCUCGUUUUUGACCAUCUCAAGGAGUCAGGCAUUAAAAUUCUCCGAAUAUGGGGCUUUAACGAUGUGAACAGCAUCCCUGGAUCUGGAACUGUCUACUUCCAGUAUCUUUCGGCCUCUAGGUCGACCAUUAACACCGGGGCAGACGGUCUGCAGAGGCUCGACUACGUUGUGUCGGCAGCAACAAGCCGUGGGCUCAAACUCAUCAUCAACUUUGUGAACAACUGGGAUGACUACGGAGGCAUCAAGGCCUACACCAACGCUUUUGGAGGAACUCACCAGGGAUGGUACACAAAUACCGCAGCGCAGACGCAGUACUUGAAGUACGUCCAAACGCUGGUGAACCGUUAUAAGUCGAGCACGGGUAUCCUAGCAUGGGAGCUGGCCAAUGAGCCUCGCUGCCAGGAGUGCAGUACCGACGUGAUCCACCAGUGGGCAACUUCCACAUCUCAGUAUAUCAAGAGCUUAGAUCCCAACCACAUGGUGACACUCGGCGAUGAGGGGAUGGGUCUUGCUGGAGACACCAGUUAUCCCUACACGUUCUGGGAGGGAACCGAUUUCGCGAAACAUUUGACCAUUCCUACUCUUGAUUUUGGGACGUUCCAUUUAUAUCCAAAUUCCUGGGGCGUCUCCUACGAUUGGGGCAACCAAUGGGUCAAGGACCACGCAGCAGCUUGCGUUGCCGCCAACAAGCCUUAUGGCGCGCCUUCGGAUCACUGCACUAUUGAGCGGCCCUGGCAACUGACAUCCGUUGCUACAACAGGAAUGGCAGGUGACGCUUUCUGGCAGCUGGGUGAUACCAUCAGCACAGGACAGACGCAUAACGAUGGGAAUACCAUCUACUAUGGAAGCUCAGAUUGGCAGUGCCUGGUCACAGACCAUGUAGCCGCCAUCGGAUAA
Molecule: messenger RNA, 1284 nt
Organism: Clonostachys rhizophaga
Lineage: Eukaryota; Fungi; Ascomycota; Sordariomycetes; Hypocreales; Bionectriaceae
Source: the annotation of a GenBank genome assembly